UCUGAAGUAUCUCUCUAAUGUUUAAUUUAAUAUUCAUAUUAUUUAGAUAAAUCGCUGAGAUCAGCCAGCCAUGCCCAUACUCAACACUCCAAAUGCCCGAAUCUGUGUGUGUAUGAUCCUAAAAUUCGUUGCCACUGCCUCAGUUGGUUAAUUUUACACUCUAAUUAUAUCCAAAUUCUCUGUGUUCGAGCUCAAUUUGCUUCUCCGAUUCUGAAUUAUCGACCCCUUUUGACCUUCAAAUGGCGAUCUCUGGCUUUCGAGCUCUUCUAUGGUGGAGCAAAUGGUCCAAGAAAGACUGGGCGAUUGCAGUUAUCUGUUUCGUUUUCAUUGUUUUCGUUUUUUCUUUCCUCUCCGAUUCUUGGCAUGCUGAAGACAGUGUCGUCAACCACAAUUUCGAUCUCAAUCCCGCCGAUGACCCCGAUUUGGUUGACCUAUCUUUGCUGCACAAUGCCAAAGCAAAAGGCGCUCUAUGUCUUGAUGGGAGUUUGCCUGGAUACCAUUUUCAGAAAGGCUUCGGAUCUGGUUCUAGCAAUUGGGUUCUUCAUAUUGAGGGUGGAGGUUGGUGCCAUACAGUCUCGUCUUGUUCAUCGCGUAAAAUGACCCCGUUAGGUUCAUCAGACUACAUGGAGCGUCGUGUUCGUUUCUCUGGAAUUUUAAGUAGUGAUGCGUCCCAAAAUCCGGAUUUCUAUAAUUGGAACAAAAUCAAGAUACGUUACUGUGAUGGAGCAUCAUUAGCAGGCCAUCCUGCGGGUGAAACAAAUGUACAACAUAUUCAAAAUGGAAAUAUACUUUAUUUCAGAGGCCAGCUCAUCUGGGAAGCCCUUAUGGAUGAACUCUUAUCUGUUGGCUUGUCAAAGGCAAGGCAGGCUCUUCUUUCAGGGUGCUCUGCUGGGGGCUUGGCUACCCUUAUUCAUUGUGAUGACUUCAGAGAGCUUUUACCAAAGGAUGCAACAAUCAAGUGUCUUGCUGAUGCUGGAUUUUUCCUUGACGAGAAAGAUGUUUCGGGAAAUCAUACAAUGAGAUCUUUCUAUCAUGAUGUUUUCAACCUUCAGAAAACUGGUAAAAGCUUACCCAAGGAUUGUACAGCUACAGACGAGCCAUCUAAGUGUUUCUUUCCUCAAGAAGUUAUCAAACAUAUAAGCACCCCGUUGUUUCUUGUCAACCCAGCUUAUGAUUUUUGGCAGAUACAAAAUGUCUUGGUGCCAAACGCAUUAGAUCCUGCUGGCUCUUGGCAGAAAUGCAGGCUUAAUAUAUUUAAAUGUGAUCAUGCUCAGCUUGAAAUUCUUCAAGGGUUCCGGGACUCUUUGCUGAAGGCAGUGAAUGACUUCAAGCACAACAAGGAAGGAGGACUUUUUGUAAAUUCUUGCUUCAUCCACUGCCAAACAUGGAUGUCUGAGACAUGGCAUUCCCCCAAUUCUCCUAGGAUAAAUAAGAGGACUAUAGCAGAGGCCGUGGGUGAUUGGUACUUCAAACGAAAUUCAGUGAAGCUAAUCGACUGCCCUUUUCCAUGCAAUCCUACCUGCAUUCAUAUGGAUUUUAGCCGAGGUUAGCAUAUUGGAAUUAAGGACUGCUUCAGCCUUUUCUGUUGUCAUUCAUCUGCAAUUUCUUAAAGUUCUGGGGGGUAAACAUCUUUGUCCUUGUCCGAAACUUGGGUUCCAUAAACUAAAACAGAGGUAUCAUACAUGAUCGUUUUCUAGGGCAAGAUUUUAUUUUAGUUCACUGCUUCUGAAAGCUAAGAUUAGAUCUAAAAAAACAUAGGACUCUUGGUUUCUCUGGAGGCCUUAUGCUUACUUCGUCCUCACCUUUUCUAUAUAUCAUUGAUCACUUCCAAUGAGGUUUUUUUUUAUUUGUUUAGAAUCUUUAGAUUACAGGCGUCUUUUCUUUUCUUUUUUUUUUUUUUUGGCUUUUUUAGUUGAUAGGCUUUUCCCUCCACGUUUUGUACAUUAUCUUAAAGUUUUGUCGCCCCACCAACAUAUUGUAACUUGAUAACUAGACCUGUACUAUCAUUCUUUGUAGCCCUUGAUGUUUUUUAGAUUCUUACGUGCUCCGAGUCAGCCAUAAAUGUGCAAGUGGGUUUUGAAUGCUGAUUAUUUUGAAAA
Benincasa hispida (wax gourd) is the source of this 2099-nucleotide messenger RNA. RefSeq names its product pectin acetylesterase 5-like. NCBI's taxonomy places the organism in Eukaryota, Viridiplantae, Streptophyta, Magnoliopsida, Cucurbitales, Cucurbitaceae. Gene Ontology annotation, molecular function: hydrolase activity. The record is from RefSeq and is a predicted model, not a curated record.